Messenger RNA from Aspergillus uvarum CBS 121591, 2583 nucleotides. RefSeq names its product S8/S53 family peptidase. NCBI's taxonomy places the organism in Eukaryota, Fungi, Ascomycota, Eurotiomycetes, Eurotiales, Aspergillaceae. Gene Ontology annotation, molecular function: serine-type endopeptidase activity. Bases 1 to 2583 code for a protein of 860 amino acids. Gene Ontology annotation, biological process: proteolysis. The record is from RefSeq and is a predicted model, not a curated record. The transcript has 4 exons.
AUGAAAGCCAUGAUUGCAACUUUUCUGGCUCGUUGGUUCAGACCCUGGAUGGCCCAGCCAUCGGACGACCUAGAUGUGCCACCCCAGAAUGACCCUGUAGAGGUCGCAAUCUCUCUUAGCAAGGAAAUGGGUGACCUCUUUGAGGAAGUAGGAGAAGAAAAUGGCGGGCUUUCCGAGGAGGUCAAUGCACUGUCGAAGAACCUUCUGAAUGUCCACGAAUAUCUCGGUCGGAUUCAAGAAAGUGCAGACCCAGACCCUAGAAUUCGGGGUCUAGCGCUAGAUCUUCUUCGCGCACUGAGGUGGAUCAAGACGUGGCCAGACCGCUUCGAGGCAGUGUGGCCAGGAGAUGAAAAUCUACCAACGAUUGUGGAAGCCAUCGGGAGACACCAGCAGGGCGAUCCACAAGCAAGGAUCACUGAGUUUCUGGAGGAAGCGCCGAGAUUCCUUGUCUCGUCCCCCCUCAUCACCGCUCGUUCGAUCCUGGAGCUCGGCCAGUCCACUACACUUUCGGAUGAGAUAGCAAUUCUGAUGAGCGAUCGUGGGGCGUCGCAAGGAGACAGCAUUUCACGGGAUACGGCCUUCACAAGCAUUCUGUCAGCCCUCUGGGGUCUUUCAGUCUGCAAGGGCUGUGAGAGGUCCUCGACUGAGCAGGGCCACGUUGGCAUGCUGUACCUGGGCAGGCCCGAGCGAGAGGACGGUGCGAAGAGCAUGUUGGAUGUGCUCAUAUCUCCGCCUUCAUUGCAGUAUUGGCAGGAGUUUGGGUGUAUCACGUCCCAGGAAGAGAUUACCUUGGCCAGAGAGGCCCACCUUGCCAAGAUGGACGAGACCAACUUGUGUACGAAACUGGGUGAAGAGAACCAUGCUCGCCUGCUCUUGGUGCUCGAAGACGGCGGAUUCUCCAGGCACAUCUAUGGCUACCCAUUGCACCAUGAAGCCGCACCCGGCAGAGAGGUUCCCCUAAGCCGCGCUCUGGAAGAAUACAGGCUCGACAUUCCGCAGAAGAUUGCGCUGUGCCAUGCCGUCGCACGCGGGUUCUGGCAGUUGUAUGAGACGAAGAUGAUGCUGGCGAAGUGGUCCGAUACCACCAUCUGGUUCAGGUCAAACUCCGACGACCCGGCUGCCCCGCUGCCAUGCAAAGUCUUCAUCUCAAUCCCCUUCGCCCUCACUGAGCACGAGUUGGAGGAGUUUUCGACCACCGACCUAAUCCACCGAUGUCCCCGGAUCUUUUCGCUGGGGGUUCUGCUCCUAGAGAUCUGUCUGGGAAGGCCGAUUCAGACGCCUCAGCUCCAACAAGAUACGACGUUCUUCGUUCGUGAGAUGAACAAAACCUUUUGCACCACGUCGAAGCUCUUCGGCGAAUUCCAAGACGACAGCUGGACAGGGUACACGGGCAAAUUUGUCCUAAGCCAGGCCAUUGAUGCGUGCGUUCAGGGAAGCAUCUUCAAAUUUCACACCACCAUGGACAUCUUGCAGAGACGGAAGAUUCUGGAAGAAAAGGUUGUGAGGCCGCUGGAGUGGCUGGCGAGUUCACUACCCAGCAAUUAUAAGGGCAACAACCACUGCGAGAGAAAAGAUCAUUCGGAACCACCGCCGCCUUCCGACAGCCCAACUCUUGCCAACCCUAACCCUGCCGACCCUAGCCAGAGUGACAAUAGUGACAAUCCACCCCUAGUCUCUCAGCCCUCCGCUUCAUCUCAUGCUGGAGGUGUGCAGGAAUCUCAAAGUUGGAUGCAAAAACUGCGAGAUAUCAGUGUUGUGCGUCGAGACACUGCAAUGACACCCACCCGUGUGGCUGUGCUAGAUACCGGGUGCAACCUCGCGACGGCAUACUUUCAGGGUCAUGAGAUGCGACCAGCUCAGAUCAAGGGCUACAAAGAUUUUAUCACCGGUGCCGAGGGUACUCAGUCUAUGAGCGACUCAGACGGGCAUGGGACUUUCAUGGCUACUCUCGUGGCAGAAGUCACACUGUUCGCGGACAUUUUUGUGGCCAAAGUGGCAGAAGAUACGGACAUGCUCAGGAGCAGCCAGAAGAGAAUCGGCGAGGCCAUAAGAUGGGCGGCCAUCGAGAAUGGAUGCAGCAUCAUCUCGAUGUCUUUCGCAGUCGACGACGCUGGAGAAGUCAUUGAGAGAACCGUGAUGAAUAUGGUAUCAAUAAGACAAGGGAGGAUAAUCUUCCUCGCCGCCGCGGGCAACAACGGCCUCCAAGCAGCCCCAAACGUGCCCGCAAGGCUGGGGAAUGUGAUCUCGAUACGUUCGGCCGAUUUCAAGGGAACAGCCAGCCCCAACAACCCUCCGUUGAAGGUGCCUUACUCGGGGCUAUCAUUCACCGCGAUCGGCCAAGACGUACCAGAGAGGCUUUGUGAAUACAUGCCCCCUAAUCGUAGGACGGGCUCGUCGGUCGCUACGGCGGUAGCAGCGGGGAUCACUGCCCUUUUGCUUUCGUACGCUUAUGGAGAGACUGUUUCAUUCGAUUUCCGGAAAUUCGGACUCUGGAUUGUGCUGUAUCUGUCCAGACAACUUCUUUCUCCACAAUCGAUAUACGGACAAAGAAAGAGCCAACAAAUUCAAAAGGGCCGUGCGUGA